Molecule: messenger RNA, 435 nt
Organism: Trichoderma aggressivum f. europaeum
Lineage: Eukaryota; Fungi; Ascomycota; Sordariomycetes; Hypocreales; Hypocreaceae
Exons: 2
Coding region: 1-435 (144 amino acids)
Source: RefSeq, a predicted model, not a curated record
AUGAUCUUGUCGGCAACAUCCGCCCCCCCCGAGAAACGAAAGGUGAAAGGAGUCGAGAAAAGGGGCGCGCCUGUCAACCCAAACGGACAGAGGAUCACCAUAGCCGGCUUCACUGCUGUGAUGACGUCCGUUCAUGCCUCACAAGGCGGAGCUUUUACGCAUGGUGAUGUCGGCACCGUCAUUAAGAGCCUGGCUGGCGCGUGGGCUAAGGGUGCUACAUCAUCUGCCGUGGCGCUUGGCGGUGGUGUUGAGGCCGGCGCUGCAUGGACAUUCUUCAACGGCUUCGCUGAUAACUCUCUUCCACUAGCAGUUAUUCAGGAGGCGACAAAACGGGCGCUCAACUGGGCGGUUGGGCAAAGAGCCUCGGGCGCCAACUUCCAGCUGACAGAUGCAGCUGGCGGAUUGAUCGUCCUCAUGGAUGCCGGCGCCGACUAA